UAUCGCUGCGUUCUGGCAGGUAUUUGUCACUGUGUUGAGAAGGUGAACAAAACCGACUGAGAGGAUCCAGUCAGUGCCGGGGAGCCUGACAGAACCUGCAGAGGCAGGCUGGACGUGGACAGGAAGACAAACGGGGAGAUCCACUGCAGAAAUAAUGCUGGGCUGAACUACGCUGGGAACGUUUAUCCUGGAAGAAUCCUGUUGAGGAUUUUGUUCUGGUUCUGUAAGACAGAUUUUACAGCAUCAUGGGAACUUCCUGUGUCAAGCAGGUUUUCGUCCUCUCGGGGCUCCUUGUGUUUGUGCUGUGCGUCAUCUCCUCUCUCUGCCAGGAGGAAUAUUCCGGAUACCACUCAGGUGAGAAACAUGUUUAUGAAGAGUCGUCUGCAGUCGACCACGAUAACAUAGGUACAACUGAGUAUCAGCCUGAGCCGACUCAUUAUGAUGAAAACCAGCGAGCAGUGGACGAGGACUAUGACCCCACCAGAGUAACCAUGAUCACAGAGGACACCUUUCCCUUUGAGACCGUCACUGAGUCCCACUACGCCAAGGAAGACACUGAGACCAUGCAGGUCCCAUUUAAGUUCCCAGCAGGACCAGAAACGGAGUCCUCAGAGGAGUCUGGAGGUGAUGCUGCACUUGGAGAAGAAGGACCAACAGAGUGCGACUGUGAACCAGGAGAGCCUGGUUUUGCUGGUUUUGCAGGACCAAAGGGAUCCAGAGGUCUGCAGGGUCAAACUGGUCUGCCGGGGAUUCAAGGCAGAGAGGGUUAUAAAGGAACCAAAGGAGUUCAGGGAAGAAGAGGAGAUCCUGGACCAGUGGGAGAUGUUGGAGCCGAAGGAGAAGACGGAGCUUCUGGUUUCUCUGGAGGGAUGGGAGAUUCUGGACUACAAGGAGAACCAGGCGAGCAUGGAGAAAUUGGUGUAAAGGGUGACGUCGGUAUGGAGGGCCCUCGCGGAGGAGUCGGAGCUCCCGGUGAGACUGGGCCUCGUGGUGACCCAGGCCCUGCAGGAUCAAACGGGGGUAAAGGUAUCAAGGGGUCUCGUGGGGACCAAGGCAAGCAGGGUCUUCAAGGAAAGGAUGGGCCAAAGGGUCAAACUGGAGCACCGGGAUUUCCAGGAGACGUUGGUGAAAGAGGCUACUCUGGUUAUCCAGGACAACCAGGAGCUGUUGGACCCAGUGGACCAAAGGGCGCUAAAGGUCUAGGAGGCUUUCCAGGCAGCGAUGGUGAACCUGGAGAAGAUGGUCCCAUAGGAGUCCCGGGGCUGGCAGGAGAGCCUGGACUAUUUGGUGUUAAGGGGAGUAAAGGUGACCGUGGCAUCAGAGGACCUCGAGGCAGAGUGGGCAGAGCGGGAGCUCAAGGAGGACCUGGAGAUGCUGGCGUCCCUGGAAAACCAGGACCAAAGGGCCUCCAGGGUCCUAUAGGGUCCAAAGGUGAAACAGGACCAGAUGGGGAAAAGGGUGCAGCAGGGAGAAAGGGCGUUAAGGGAGAGAGAGGACAAAAGGGAGACAAAGCUGAUCGUGGCGAUAAAGGACAGAGAGGGCCAAAAGGCGCAGUGGGUCGACCCGGCACUCCAGGCCCCGUAGGACCACCCGGCAUCCCAGGGGCCAGAGGUGACCGAGGUCCAAUCGGUGAUCCAGGUGGUAAAGGUCGAGCAGGACCUAAAGGAGUCCAAGGUCCAUCUGGUCCUGGUCUGACAGAUGAGCAGGUCUUGCAGCUCUGUAAGGAUGUGGUCAAGGCCCAGCUCUCCCAGUACGCCCCCUCCAUCCAAGCCAAGUGCGCUCAGGGAUGUCCCAUCAACGACCGGACUCUAAUUGGACCUCCGGGAGUCCCGGGACCACCAGGACCACCUGGCAAAGCUGGUAAAGCAGGAAAAGCUGGAGAAAAAGGAUCAAGAGGUGCUCAAGGUGACAGAGGGACAGAAGGACAGAAAGGAGCUCAGGGUGAACGAGGUCAGAAGGGACCUAAAGGCAUCACCGGUGAUCCGGGCAAAGGCCUGCCAGGAUCCGACGGACCACAGGGACUCAGAGGUCUUCCCGGUCCCCCAGCAGAGCCUAAAAACGGGAUGGAGGGUUCUCGCGGGCCUCGGGGCUUCCCUGGCCUGGUGGGUCCGCCCGGCAUGCUGGGGCUCCCAGGAGUGCCGGGGUUCUGCGAGGCCCGAGACUGCAGCAUUCACGCUCCGGUGCUGCGCAAAGAGCAGGGCCUGGUGAAAGGACCCGUCAGUUCAAAUGUCUAAACCUGAAAACAAACUCUAAGUACCUCCGGGGGAGGAGAACAUGCACAGACUACUUUUAAAUCAGAAAAAUAUUAUUUGUGCAUUGAAGGUGAGAGUUGAGAUCAAACUGUACAGUGUUCAGCUUCUGUGCAGAAUCUUCCAUCAGAAAAAGGCUUUAAGAAAUCAAACGUCCUUGUAAAAAACUGAUUUUUAAUGUAGAGUUAGACAGAAUUUAGUUGAUUGAACUACACAUUUUUUCUACUCAUAUUUUUUCUUUUCCCUCCAAAGAAUAAAUAAAUAAUUGUAUAUACUGUAUUAUGUAUUUGUUUUCGAUAAACUGUCUGAUUUUUGAACA
This is a messenger RNA of Austrofundulus limnaeus, 2568 nucleotides long. RefSeq names its product collagen alpha-1(I) chain. The record is from RefSeq and is a predicted model, not a curated record. Gene Ontology annotation, biological process: extracellular matrix organization. The coding region runs from base 246 to 2234 and encodes 662 amino acids. Gene Ontology annotation, molecular function: extracellular matrix structural constituent conferring tensile strength. The transcript has 26 exons. NCBI's taxonomy places the organism in Eukaryota, Metazoa, Chordata, Actinopteri, Cyprinodontiformes, Rivulidae.